AUGGCCAAAUUGCGGGCCCUCCUAGUGGACCUCUCCGGCACGCUGCACAUCGGCUGCCAGCCCACCCGUUCCGCCGCAGAAGCAAUCACACGCCUCAGAGAAGCAGGAAUCUUGUUGCGCUUCGUGUCGAAUACGUCGAAGGAGUCGCGGAAGGACCUGUUGGAGAAGAUGAGGAAGAUGCACUUGGAUGUGCGGGAGGAAGAGCUCUUCACGUCACUCUCUGCUGUUCGAGACCUCGUAGCGCAGCGGAACCUGCGCCCGCUCUACCUCCUCACCCCCUCCGCACAAACCGACUUUCCCCCCUCCGCAAAACCCUACAACGCCAUCGUGAUCGGCCUUUCUCCUCCCUCGUUCUGCUACGAGAAGCUCAACGAGACUUUUCGGUUACUGGUGGGCGAAGAGGAGGGAGUAAGGAAGGGAGAGGUUCAGUUGGUGGUCACGCAUCGGGCGAGGUACUUUGGGGAUACGGAUGGGAAGCUGAGUCUGGGACCGGGCCCGUUCAUUUCGGCGCUCGAGGAGGCCGCAGGCUGCAAAGCGGAAGUCGUCGGCAAGCCCGAGCGCGCGUUCUUCCAGCUCGCGCUCGACUCGCUCUCCUCGCACAACUUGCAACCCUCCGAAAUCGGCAUGGUCGGCGACGACAAAACACAAGACGUCGGUCCGGCCGUCUCCUCGCUCGGGUUGAGGCGUUACUUGGUAAGGACGGGCAAGUACAGAGAGGGGGACGAGGAGGGGAUGGAGAGUCGGCCUGAGUGGGUUGGCGCGGACUUUGCGAGUGCGGUCGACGAGAUCCUCGCCGAGUAG
Molecule: messenger RNA, 801 nt
Organism: Rhodotorula toruloides NP11
Lineage: Eukaryota; Fungi; Basidiomycota; Microbotryomycetes; Sporidiobolales; Sporidiobolaceae
Product: haloacid dehalogenase-like hydrolase domain containing 2
Exons: 8
Coding region: 1-801 (266 amino acids)
Biological process (GO): dephosphorylation
Molecular function (GO): phosphatase activity
Source: RefSeq, a predicted model, not a curated record